Molecule: messenger RNA, 285 nt
Organism: Puccinia triticina
Lineage: Eukaryota; Fungi; Basidiomycota; Pucciniomycetes; Pucciniales; Pucciniaceae
Exons: 3
Coding region: 1-285 (94 amino acids)
Biological process (GO): mitochondrial translation
Cellular component (GO): mitochondrial small ribosomal subunit
Molecular function (GO): structural constituent of ribosome
Source: RefSeq, a predicted model, not a curated record
AUGGCACCGGCCCAACAGAGCAGAGACGACUUUCGAGACACGAUGGUGAAGAUACCCAAGCUGAAGACGAAAUCUAAACGCAUGAUCCCUGCUGGAAAUUGCGCACUAGAGUUGUCCGGAUUGCUCCAAUGUUGGGCCACGACCAGCGACGUUCAUUCAAUGGGACAAUGUGCUGAAUCUGCUAAAAACUUGUCUACAUGUAUGAAGACUGCGAAGGCCGGCAAUGCGAAAAAGACCGAUUCAAUUAACUUUCAUCUGGCUCGUCUCGGCAAAAACUUCCGAUGA